AGCCCAAGUUCUAACUCCUAAGCAUCUAGAGCUGGACUUCACGACUUGGAAACCUGGAACGACGAAGGACCGAGGACCGAUCGACGACUCAGUCGACUGACCGACGUGCGCCGCCAGCCACCGUCAUCCCGCCACCGUCCAACUGACCGGAAUACGCCACGACGCCUACCGCCUGCCUCAGUCCGCAGACUCCGCACUCAAUCCGCAUUUUGAAGUUUGGGGUGGUUACUUUACAAAGAGCUUGCUUCAAGACUGGUCUAAUAUGUGACUGAAGUGGGUUUCAAUGGUUUAUAAAAGGGACAUGCAAUUUUUUUUAUCAGAUUUUAUUCCUUAUUCGAAUCAGAUUUUAGUCAAACUGUCAUUCUAUAUAUUUGUUCCAUUCAACUUCUAUUGUAAUAUGAUUUAGUAAAUCAAGGCUAAUACCCUUUUUGCAUCUUUGUAAGGAUUAGCUCUUGAAACAUGUAUUUUCAUUUUUAAUUGCAGCUAUUUAGAAAUGAUAAGUGUUGAUAUAAUCUAAAUUAUCUUUUAGUUUUUUUUUGUUAUGUAACUAGUGAUGUGAAAGACUAUCUGUUUUAAUUUUUUAACCCUUUUAGCAGCAUUUUGUAAGAUUUUUUUAAAGCUUUUAUCAGGGUUUUGUAAGAAAUGGUUUAUAUAUGUCUGAGUUAAGACUAUGAAACUUUUAUCAGCUUUUUAGAGUUAUGCUUAAAAUAUACUAUGUACUUCCCAUAAAAGACCAAGAAUAAAUACUCCUACCUUAUUGUUUUUUUAAAACUUAUUUGACGUUUUAUUGAAUUCUUUUUCCUGACAAAGUUUCUAGUGUAAUCACUUAAUUGUGUUUAAAAUACUUUCCUCUUUGGAAACAUCCCUGCCCCAAACUUGCACUAAAAAGCAUAAAUUUCCAUCCCCAAUUGAUAUUUUCUUGAAUAACAACACUCAGUACAUUGUCUGAAAAUAGAUUUUGAAGCUUUAUAGAAGUCUGUUAUACUUAAAUAUUCUAUGAAGUAUGUUUUAAAUAUAAUUACAAUAUGAUAUAAGAAUCUUAACUAUAAACUGAAAUUUGCACCCUCAUCUUAUAUAAUGUUUGAGACUUAAUUCUUUUUCUUGCUUAAUCAAUGUCUAAAGCCUUCUUUGUUAAGAGGCGUAGACAAAAUGUACCUCUGAAAAUAAGUUGAAACCAUGGCUGGUGGGUUCUUCUUUAUUUGAGCAUGGACUUAUUCUUGUACCUGGAACACAUAUACUAUAAGGUAUGUUGUGCGAUACUUGUACCUAGAUAAUAACUGUAAGUAGACGUUAUUAAUGAAAUAUGAAGUUACCUUUGAGCUUUCACUUAAUAGUCAUUUCAAAGUUGGAGUAUCCUCCCGACCAUGAGAUUGCACGUUCUAGAUACAAAAUUGUUGUGUCCAUAAUUCCCCUUGUUGUUUUUACCUGAUUAGUAUUUGUCAAUUGUCAAAGCCUGAGACUGCAUCAUACUGUUUGGUUCGGUUGUGAUGACUGAUGAUAAUGCUUGGCUCCUAUGGGUUGUGCACAGACCAUAGUUUUGAAAAAAUAGCGGUAUAUUUGAUCUGGAAAUAAAAAGACUCAUUGCAUACACAGAUAGACUCACUGACUCUAUAUAUGCAUACACUGAUACACAGAACACUAAAACUGAAAGUUCUCAUGCAUUCUAUAUUUUUCCUGAUGUGGUACAUAAUUUAAGCAAUAUAGGAGUUUAUAUUUUCUCAUACAUAAUUUAGCAGUUCAGCCCUUUUCUGAACAGUUAAUUUUAAAGAUUUUGUAAUACAGAAGACACUAUUAGUAAAAUACUGAGUUACCUGUCAUUUAAGCCUCACUUAAUUCCCCAUGUUGGUUUUACUUGAUUAAUAUUGUUAUCAUACUCCACAAUGCCUCAAAAUAUAAUCAUCGCAGCUCACAAAACUUAUUAAUUAGAUCACAGCCUUAGGCAGUUAGGUGCUUAGGUUGCAUCGUAAUGUUCUGUUUUGAUGACUGAUGAUAAUGCUUUGAAUGCUAUGGAUUAUUUAUAGCACGUAUUUGUAUGUAACAAUGUCUAUAAUGACGUAUAUAUUAAUGCAGAGAAUUGACCGUUCUUCAGUUAAGGCAUCGCGACGUCUUCAUGGGAAACAAAAAAACAAAAAAAAGAAAGUUCACAGAGGCCUCUACUUCUCAUGCUUCUCCUAAACGAAGCAAAGUGUCCAGAGAGUCACCUCCACCACAACACUUGAUCAAGUAUCAAGAUAUGCGAUUGAAUCAUAGGAAGAAGUUCUAUAUUAAUGAUGACUGUGGGAGUCAAAAUAAGUAUAUUGAAAUACUAAACUGGUUGAGGACAAUGGGAUCCCUCAAUGGAAGUGUUUUUGAAGGUAUUGCGAAUCUGAAUUGGUGUGAAGGAUUCCCUCUGGUAGAGAUUGAAGUUUUAACCCCCAAGGGCAUUUCAACCAAAUUUAUAAUUGCCAAGAAUAGUUUGUAUUUGAUUGCAUUUUGUGCUGAUGAUCAGUGAUCCCAAUUUGCCAAAUUUGGGUUUCAGAUUGACACUUGCAUUGUCCUCAAAGACCAUAAAGGGGAUUAUACCGGAGAGCCCUGGAAGCAUCUCGGGCCUAAGCCGAUGAUAGAAGCAAUAGAUUUCCUUGCUACGUAUGUUCCAGACGUUAAUGGGGAUAUGUCUUUUUUCAUUUGUGCAUGUGAAGUGUUCUUUGUCCAUUUGAGUGAGGCUGCGAGAUUUUAUCCAAUUCAGUCUAUUGUCAGUAGAAGCCCAGCACCUAGGAUGGAUAGGUUUGACAAACGUACCUAUGAAGAUGAGGAGAUGGCUCUUCUUGAUGCGGGCGGUGGCAAAAACAUUAAACAUGAAGAUGAUAUAUAUUCAUUGGUGAAAGGGGUUGGCCCUAUUGAUAUGAGUCUGAGCGUUCCUACCCCAGACUACAUUGAGGUGCUGUUGAAGAAAUACAACCACUUGAGUAAAGUUUGGUACGUGUAUGCAUUGACACGAAGAAAUAUAUUUGAAAUGAGAGUUGCGGAUGUCUCAAAGUUUCAUGUGAGAUCAAGAAAGAGCUUGCGAUGUGCUAUUGCAGUUUUGUGCAACAUAAACUUAGAAAAAAAUUUAAGGGAAUGGAAGAAAAAGAUUGGGAGUAAGAUAACGGCUAAAUGUACAAGGAG
Molecule: messenger RNA, 3144 nt
Organism: Cuscuta epithymum
Lineage: Eukaryota; Viridiplantae; Streptophyta; Magnoliopsida; Solanales; Convolvulaceae
Source: the annotation of a GenBank genome assembly